AUGGUAUGGGAAGGUGAUGGGCCAUACGGUGGCAGGAAGAUGGUGGCAUCCAAAGACAUACCCAAGGGUACUGUCGUUUUGAGAGUGGCUCCAUUCGCAUCAUCAUUGCAAGCAGAUCAAGGGGCCAAGCUUUGCAACAUGUGCUACCAAGAUAUCAGGUACCUCAAUGAAGUGAUCACUUGCCCAAAGGUCAAGAGUAAGAUAUGUAUAGAGUCCCACAAUGACAAGAUAACAAAACAGGAACACGAGGUCGAAUGUAAGCUUGUUUCGGUUAACAAAGAUACUCAAGCUCAAAUGGUCUACAGAGCAGUGAACCGAGCACUACAGAACAAGAACGGCACGGCCAACAAACAGAACACACCAAGAAAGUGGCGCGAGGAUGAUUUGCCAUUCAUAUAUGACACUCUGGAGGACUUGGAAAGACUGUCUUUCUGGGAGAAUAUCUACGCCACGCCGGAGAGGAGUGCUCAUGGCACCAAGGAAGCCAAGUCGAUCAUUGGCACGAUCAAUACUCUGAAGGGUAGUUCAUACCUGAAGCCUUUGGACGAGACGUUCAUCCAAGACCUGUGCACACUCACCAAUAUUCAUCCAAUUAUUGACUUUACCAACUUUGAUCAGGGCCAAGGCAUCUACCCCAGCGCAGCACUGAUCAACAACGGAUGCGUGCCAAACACAAUCUUUUACACAGACAACCACUGUAUGCUUGUGUACCAUAGCAACCGGGCGAUCAAGGAGGGAGAAGAGAUCACUGGCAACUUCAGUUACCCAUUGUUGCCCACUGUAGACCGCAGACGCACUCUCCAAUAUCAUGGAUUCAUCUAUUGUACAUGCGAUCAUUGCAAGGCACUCGAGGACAAUGAGUAUCAAUGUCCAAAAUGUGGCCAUGCACUCAACAAGUCCUACCUCAGGACUUGGGAGCCACAGCCGUCAAUCGACUUUGAUGGACAGGUCUACGUAUGCAGCAAGGGUCAAGCCACUAUGGCCACGAUCUACAAAGUGCUGGAGGUGUAUAUGGAGGAAGAGUGUGCCAAACCAAGAGAGGAUACCAUUCUUAGACGGUACUUCCAGCCCAUCAGUGCUCUCUGGAUGAGAUACCAACGCGAUCUGAACUACAGUCAUAUGACCAACAAUUUCAGCAAGACAAUGUAUGGCAUCAAACUAUUGAAGCAAUACUACGAGACCGUGUUGGGCAACAAUGUCAAGGACAUCAUCCCAUUCAACUAUAGUCAAUGCUUUAUUACGACAAUCAGAGCGAUGGAACAUGGAAAGAAGAAUGCAAAGGAGUUGAAGGAGGUCAAGAGGCAGUUCCGACAGCACUUGGAAGACACCAUCCGGAUAUCAAAUCACAGCUGCCUUGAACUAUUCGAGCUCUGUUUCGGGGAGUAA
Messenger RNA from Acytostelium subglobosum LB1, 1386 nucleotides. RefSeq lists its product as hypothetical. Lineage: Eukaryota; Evosea; Eumycetozoa; Acytosteliales; Acytosteliaceae. The record is from RefSeq and is a predicted model, not a curated record. The transcript has 2 exons. Gene Ontology annotation, molecular function: protein binding. Bases 1 to 1386 code for a protein of 461 amino acids.